Messenger RNA from Acanthosepion pharaonis, 2595 nucleotides. Lineage: Eukaryota; Metazoa; Mollusca; Cephalopoda; Sepiida; Sepiidae. The record is from the annotation of a GenBank genome assembly.
AUGUCUGUAUCUCUGCUAAUAUCUCUCUCUUGUAUGUCUGUAUCUCUGCUAAUAUCUCUCUCUCUCUUGUAUGUCUGUAUCUCUGCUGAUCUCUCACUCUCUUGUAUGUCUGUAUCUCUGCUGAUCUCUCUCUCUCUUCCACUCUCUCUCCUAUAUCCACCUGUAUGGUCUCUCUCUCUCUCUCUCUCUCUCUCAUCUGCACUUUUGGUCUCUCUCUCUCUAGUAUCUGCCUGUAUCUCUGUUGGACUCUCUCUCUCUCUUGUAUCUGCCAGUAUCUCUGUUGGUCACUCUCUCUCCCUCUCGUAUCUUCCAGUAUCUCUGUUGGUCACUCUGUCUAAUCUUUGUUGGUCACUCUUCCUUCUCUCUCAUCUUUGUUGGUUGCUCUUCCUUCUCUCUCAUCUUUGUUGGUUGCUCUUCCUUCUCUCUCAUCUUUGUUGGUUGCUCUUCCUUCUCUCUCAUCUUUGUUGGUUGCUCUUCCUUCUCUCUCAUCUUUGUUGGUCGCUCUUCCUUCUCUCUCAUAUCUUUGUUGGUCUCUCUCUCUCUCUCAUAUCUUUGUUGGUCUCUCUCUCAUAUCUUUGUUGGUCUCUCUCUCAUAUCUUUGUUGGUCUCUCUCAUAUCUUUGUUGGUCUCUCUCUCAUAUCUUUGUUGGUCUCUCUCUAUCUUUGUUGGUCUCUCUCUCUCUCAUAUCUUUGUUGGUCUCUCUCUCUCUCAUAUCUUUGUUGGUCUCUCUCUCUCUCAUAUCUUUGUUGGUCUCUCUCUCUCUCUCAUUCUUUGUUGGUCUCUCUCUCUUGUUGGUCUCUCAUCUUUGUUGGUCUCUCUCUCUCUCUCAUAGCUUUGUUUCUUUGUCGGUCUCUCUCUCUCAUAGCUUUGUCGGUCUCUCUCUCUCUCUCUCUCUCUCAUAGCUUUCUUUGUCGGUCUCUCUCUCUCAUAGCUUUGUCGGUCUCUCUCUCUCAGCAGCUUUGUUCUGUCUCUCUCUCUCAUAGCUUUGUCGGUCUCUCUCUCAUAGCUUUGUCGGUCUCUCUCUCUCAUAGCUUUCUUUGUCGGUCUCUCUCUCUCAUAGCUUUGUCGGUCUCUCUCUCUCAUAGCUUUCUUUGUCGGUCUCUCUCUCUCAUAGCUUUGUCGGUCUCUCUCUCUCAUAGCUUUGUUGGUCUCUCUCUCUCUCAUAGCUUUGUCGGUCUCUCUCUCUCUCAUAGCUUUGUCGGUCUCUCUCUCUCUCAUAGCUUUGUCGCUUUGUCGGUCUCUCUCUCUCAUAGCUUUGUCGGUCUCUCUCUCUCUCUCUCUCAUAGACCUUGUCGGUCUCUCUCUCUCAUAUACCUUGUCGGUCUCUCUCUCUCUCUCUCUCAUAUACCUUGUCGGUCUCUCUCAUACCUUGUCGGUCUCUCUCAUACCUUGUCGGUCUCUCUUUCUCUUUUAAUUUGCGUCCAUUUUUUCCUCUCUUGGCCCUAUCCCACCAACCUUACUCUUUUGUCUUUUUUCCAUGUGCCUUUUUCUCUCUCUCUCGCCUUUUUCUCGUCUGCCUUUCUCUCUCACCUUUUUUCUCGUCUGGCCUUUCUCUCUCUUUUGUCUUUUUUCUCGUCUGCCUUUUCUCUCUCUCUCGCCUUUUUCUCGUCUGCCUUUCUCUCUCACCUUUUUCUCGUCUGCCUUUCUCUCUCACCUUUUUCUCGUCUGCCUUUCUCUCUCACCUUUUUCUCGUCUGCCUUUCUCUCUCACCUUUUUCUCGUCUGCCUUUCUCUCUCACCUUUUCUCGUCUGCCUUUCUCUCUCACCUUUUUCUCGUCUGCCUUUCUCUCUCACCUUUUUCUCGUCUGCCUUUCUCUCUCUCUCUCCCUCCAUACGUUAUAUAGAUGAUGCCAUAUAUCACAGUCCUCCUUCAACCUUGUUCUCACUCACACCCAAUCUCUUCUUUUUCGAACUUGACACUCCUCUGUUUCGUUAUUCCAUCCUCCCCGUUCCUCUAUCUGCUACUCACUCUGGCCAUCGUCGUGUUUAUUCUCUCUUUGAUACAGCAGAAUCGCGCACUUGCCCCAUUGCUUUCUCGGUAUAUUUGUUCGUUUGCUCACUCGCUCAUUCCUUCCAUCUACCACAUUACUCGACAUCUCUCUUUCUCUCUCGCGCGCUUUCCCCCGUCUUUCUUUUCUUUUCUACAAUCUCUUGUUUGGGUUCGACUAUCGAGAAAGCUGUGUGUUUGUGUGUUCGCCUCUCUUUCUUUCUCUCUUUGCUCCGUUUUGUGUGGUGCGACCACUCUCUAUUCUACUGUUAUUUCUUUACCCUUCUUUAUCCUGACCUUCUAAAUCCCAACUUGCCUUACCCGUUCACCCUUUUCCCCUUUAUUCUACUCAGCUCUUUAUUUGCCUCUACUUUUCUCUUUCCUUCCACCCGAAUCCUUCAAAAGUAUUCUUCAAAAAGCACACCACGACUUGGAGUGUUCUUAAAACUCACUCACUCAUUCGCGCAUUCUUUUAGCAGCUUAAAGUCUCUCUUUCUUUUGGCUGCGUAUUGGCAACAUUUUUCAAUCGCUCCCCCAUUUUACUUUCUCUUUCACCAGAGCGUAUUUUUCCUUGCUUGCCAUUCCAGCCUUUUCGUUUUUUCUUUUUAA